Phaedon cochleariae (mustard beetle) is the source of this 1230-nucleotide messenger RNA. Lineage: Eukaryota; Metazoa; Arthropoda; Insecta; Coleoptera; Chrysomelidae. The record is from the annotation of a GenBank genome assembly.
AUGCAAGUCAACCAUGACGAAAACGAAACCGAACACAUGGACAACCAACCAAACCAAGAUGACGAAAACAAUACAAUUCACUCGAAUUAUUUCGAACAAGAUUCUUCAGUAGGAAAUGAAGGAGAAGAAAGAAUCAGCUUCACGUUGCUGAACUCGAUACUAAAAUGUUCUAGUUUGCCUGGGCUGUAUCCUAUCGACGAAUCAAGUAGCACACUGACUUUUGGCUUCUGGUACACACUGCAGGAUGAUAUCAUAUCUUUAGAUUCCUCCGAAUGCACACAGCUGAUGCUCACGAUAAAGCCGUACUAUAGAGAUCUCGUCUGUAUAAUGCUGACAAAGUCUAUGUUCCCGUCAGUCGAUGACAAUAGUUGGUCGCUGGACGACAAAGAAGUGUUCCGAUGUUAUCGCCAAGACAUUGCAGAUACUUUCAUGUAUUGUUAUGCCGUACUGAAUCUGGAAAUGUUAGAUAUUCUGAACACAAAGCUCAACGAAUCUCUUGAAGAGGCCGUAACAAGCGAGAGGAAUGGACCCAUUCAAUGGAAUCGUGUUGAGACUGUCCUGCAUGCUUUUGGAGCCGUUGCAGAAAGCAUCGAGUAUGAAAAUCUUUAUCUGCCUAAAUUGAUGAACACAAUUAAAGAUAUUCCGUUCAAUAAUGUACACGUGAGAGUUAUGGCGACAGCACUCGAAACAGUAGGUGCGUAUUCUGAAUGGCUCAUGGACCAUCCUUAUUUAUUGGAAAAUGUGUUUCCCUUGAUACUAUCUGGUUUAGCCAAUCCCGAGGUGUCGACCAGUGCAACAAUGGCAUUAAAAGAUAUAACCCACAAUUGUCAGAAGUAUUUGACACCGUUUGCCGAUCAUAUUUUAAUAACAUCUCAGUCAUCUAGUACGACAAGUUCACUGGAGACGAAACUGAAAAUUUUAGCUGCUCUAUUUAGUUCUCUGCAUGUAGAAGACCAAGAGAAAGUCGAUCAACCCAUUCUCGUUGUUAUGCAGAAUGUUAUGCCCCUGUUCAGAAGUAUUGGAGAAAAAUAUUGCCGAAAUCAAGAAGUUAUAGAAGAAUUGAGUGUGGUGAUUAAAUAUGGAGUGACAACUUUGAAAGAUGAUUGCAAACCUCUCAUUAGUAAUGUAUUGCAAUUACUAGUUACCAUUUAUAGAGAAUGUCCUCAAGCCAAUAUUUUGAUAGUGGCAAAAACAGACCCAAAAGGACCGAUUGAUGCCCAGUAUGAGUAA